GGGCCAUUUAAAUGUGUGUGAGGGAGAGAGCGAAAUGGCUGCGCAGGUCGCUGCGGUACGCACCGUGUCCCGGGGCGCGGAAGAGACGCCUUCGCUGCCACUCGGCGACCGGCCUGGUCGACCGAGGGGAGGAGGGAGGAAGCGGAAAGGUCCUCUCGGGGAUGCUGGGAGCUGCAAGAGGGCGAAGUUGAGCCAGCCACCGCUUACGGUGAGGCCCUCUCAGGCAGAGCCGCUGCCGCCGCCGGCCUCUGUUCCCGGCCUCCCAGCGACUCCUGUCCUGCCUUCCGCCCCCGCCGGGCUUUUCACUUUCUCUCCGCUUAGCCUGCCCCCGCAGGCCCUGCACUGCGAGCGACGGCAUCACCACCGGCACCGGCACCGUCCGGACAGCGGGGACUCGGAGCCUGGCCGUUCCUCUGGGGAGAAGAAGCCCCACAAGGGUAGGCGGGGAAGUUCCGGUGACGGCUCUCUUGGGCGGCCCAGCAAGCGAGAAACCCGAGAUGAAAAUGGCAAGACAGAAAGAUCUGACAGUCUUAUUGUAAAGAAAAUAAAGAAGAAGAAGAAAAAGAAACACAGAGAAGACAUGAGAGGGAGGCAUCUGAAAAUGUACAACAAAGAAGUACAGACAGUGUGUGCUGGUCUUACUCGUGUCAGCAAAGAUAUGUUGACUCCAGGGGAGAGUGAUAAUUUGGAAGAGAACAAGGAAUCUUUUAGGUAUCUAAAAGACGAGCAGCUGUGUCAGUUGAAUGUGGGCAUGGAGGAAUAUAGGAUACCCCAGGGGGUGCAGUCUCCAUUUACUACCCACCAGGAGCAUUCUGUUCGCAACAGCUUCUUAAAAACAGGCACUAAAUUUAGUAAUUUUAUUCAUGAAGAGCAUCAAUCAAAUGGAGGAGCUCUAGUUCUUCAUGCCUAUAUGGAUGAACUCUCAUUUUUGUCUCCAGUGGAGAUGGAGAGAUUUGCAGAAGAGUUUCUUGCUUUGACAUUCAGUGAAAAUGAGAAAAAUGCAGCUUAUUAUGCUCUAGCGAUAGUUCAUGGGGCAGCUGCAUACUUACCAGACUUCUUGGAUUACUUUGCUUUCAAUUUCCCUAGCACUCCAGUGAAAAUGGAAAUCCUUGGCAAAAAAGACAUUGAAACAACCACAAUUUCAAACUUUCACACUCAGGUCAGUCGAACGUACUGCUGUGGAACUUACAGAGCAGGUCCGAUGAGGCAGAUCAGUCUUGUUGGAGCAGUAGAUGAAGAAGUUGGAGAUUAUUUUCCAGAGUUUCUUGAUAUGUUAGAAGAAUCCCCAUUUCUUAGAAUGACUUUGCCUUGGGGUACUCUUUCAAGUCUCAGACUUCAAUGUAGGUCACAAAGUGAUGAUGGGCCCAUUAUGUGGGUAAGACCUGGUGAACAGAUGAUCCCAACAGCUGAUAUGCCAAAGUCACCAUUCAAAAGGCGCAGAUCUAUGAAUGAAAUAAAAAAUCUCCAGUAUCUACCUCGGACCAGUGAACCCCGUGAAGCUCUCUUUGAAGACAGAACAAGAGCGCAUGCUGAUCAUGUUGGGCAAGGGUUUGAUUGGCAGAGUACAGCUGCUGUUGGAGUUUUAAAAGCUGUGCAGUUUGGUGAAUGGAGUGACCAGCCUCGUAUAACCAAAGAUGUUGUUUGUUUUCAUGCUGAAGAUUUCACUGAUGUAGUUCAAAGACUUCAGUUGGAUCUGCAUGAACCUCCAGUAUCACAGUGUGUUCAAUGGGUUGAUGAAGCUAAGCUAAACCAAAUGAGACGAGAAGGGAUUCGUUAUGCCAGAAUCCAGCUAUGUGACAAUGACAUCUACUUCAUCCCUAGAAAUGUCAUUCAUCAGUUCAAGACAGUGUCAGCUGUCUGCAGUUUAGCUUGGCAUAUAAGACUCAAACAAUACUAUCCUGGAGCAGAGGAUUCUCAGUGUAUGGAAAACAUUUCAAAUACGGACACGGUGAAACUGGAAGGUGAAGACCAAUGUGUACUUAUAAAAAAAGAGUCUGAAGAAGAAAGAGAAGUACAGACUGCGACAGUAGCAUCACCAUCACUGUUUUCAUCCCUGUCAUGACUUGUUCUGCAACAAGAUUAGCUGGUUUGCCCCUUCCAGCUUUUAAAACUAGAAUCAGAUCAGCAACACAAUCCACAGAAGGAUCAUAUACUCUUUCUUGUCUGAUAUGUACAUAAUCAUACAUUUUUAAACAGCUUUUUAAAAUUUUGAUGUGAAGUUAUAGUUUUAUAACUGGGUUAUGUUUUAUUGGAGAAAACUUGCCUAUAAUUCUAUAAAGAAAGGUGACAUUCCAAAAUGUCAAGCGUAUCUUUUUUACACAGAUUAUGCAAAGUUAGAGUUGUAUUUUAUUCCCUUAGUACAGCAUGUAGUAGUGGACUACAACUUUUUGCAUUUCUUUUUUUAAGGGAUGAGGUAAAUAAUUCAACAUCUCAAUAGUUUUCCUUCAGAAAUAUCAAGUAUUUAACACUUGAUAAGUCUGAUAACUUUUCAUCUAUUUUAUCUUUAGCUUUCACCAUAAAAGGGAUGGUUUCUGUGGCAGAUUCACAAAGUGACUCUCCCUCCCAUUCAAUUAAUGGCUUGAAUGAAAGAGAAAGCACAGCACUUUUAAUGAUCAAUGACAUUUGUAUGUGUGAGAGAGUUUGAAAGCCUGGAGGAAGCUCAAGUUACCAGCAGUGUAGAUUAACUCUUAAUUGCUUAAGAAGACAUUCAGUAAGAAGUUGAUGUAUGAGAUUAGUUGCAGAGUGUAUGAACUUGUUGAAAUGAAAUUAUCAAUACAGCUCUUUCAUGGUCCUCUGCUUUUAAUGUAUAUUGGAAUAUUUUUUUAAUAUCUUUCCGAACUGCAUAACUUAAUACACUAGUGUCUAAUGAAAGUAAUUGUUAGCAGUCUCUUUGACGAAACUGCUAUCUUUGAGCACUUUAAGGCUUUACAAUAUUUAAACCAACUUGGUGGCUUGUUUAAUUCACAAUAGGCAUCUUAAGAGAGAAACCAUUAACUCCUUCACAUUGAGGCACUUAAUAUAAUAGGGCAGGCCUGUAUCUCCUCUAUUCUUUAUAAUUAUAUAUAACUGAUUCACAAUAAACUGUCACAUAAUCAUAUAUGGAUUGCUACUUUAGCAAGUAAUUCUUGGAUUCCUUAAUGCUAUAUUGGAAGAUUAAACAGCACAUGUUAGUAUAUUCAGUAUAAUUGGCUGAUAUUAUUUAGCAUUCCUUCAAUAUUUCUCAGCAUUAAGUAGAUUCAGCUUUUAUUCAUUAUAUACAGAACAAUGUUUGUUUUGGAUAGUAAAAUGAAAUUGACCCCCUAAUAGUUCUGAACUUCAUCACGAUUUAAUCAAAAUUUAUUUGUAUUUUAAAAUCUGUUUUUUAAUGUAGAAGAGAGAAUGGGAGCGCUACACCAAUGCAAGUCAACAAAACAGUUGUGAGGAAAAUACAAAUAUUCGUAUGUUUGUAACAGCAAUUUGUGCAAUAUUGUUUUGUGUAGAUUAUAAUAUAAGCAUAUUAGCACCUCAGUAAAGAGGACAGAGUUUUAAACAAAUCGCAAAAUAAUCAGAAAACUUUGCAGUAUUUAGAUAGAACUUGUAUUACUCCUGAUAUAUACACGUUUAUGUAUUGACAUUGGUGCAGUCCUGAAGACAAGUAGAAAAUUUUUCAACAAAUUGACUUUCCAUACUGAAGUUGUAGGGACUUUCUAAGUAAUCUGUGUAAAUAAAGUGUUUAGAUUGAAACCUUUUUACAAAAGGUACUGAGUUCUUAUACAGGAGUGUAGCUUUUAAUGAAAAAUUCUAGAUUGACCAAUACUGGUUCAGAAAACAUCUGUGUACAUUUUUAGAACCUCUUCUGUAGGUGUGGCCUGCUUUGUGGGAGUGGCUUGCUGGCCAUGUGACUGAGUGGGAG
Molecule: messenger RNA, 3892 nt
Organism: Thamnophis sirtalis
Lineage: Eukaryota; Metazoa; Chordata; Lepidosauria; Squamata; Natricidae
Gene: RSBN1
Product: round spermatid basic protein 1
Cellular component (GO): nucleus
Source: RefSeq, a predicted model, not a curated record